AAUAUUAAUAGCACCAUGAUUAAGCGCUGGUUCAACUUCACUUUAGUUAUUUUUAGUCGCGUUGUUUUAGUGAUAAUAAGUGCAAGUGUGUAUAAUGUGUUUGUUUGUAUCGAAGUUCUAUUAAAUAAUACGGACGUAUGGUACCCCGAAAGAAUAUUGAAAAGAAUUGAGAAAAUCCUUAAAUUUACGAACUAUGUUUCUGGUAUUGCUGUAAAAAAAAUAUCGAUACAGAAUUUCAUGAUGAAUGCGUUCAUGCAAUGGUUUCUUCGGUUUUUGGUUUCCUUAUCGGCGAUAAUAGUGUAUCCUCUAACACUAUUGAUAAAUAUAAAACGUAACAAAAAAUGCCCGCCACCGACUAAUCCUAUUCUUUUUAAAUCAGCCACUACUCUGUCUAUGAUGAUAAGAAAUAAACAGAUCACAUCAGAGGCAGUUGUAUCAGCUUAUAUAGACAGAUGUAAGGAGGUUAAUCCGUACUUAAAUGCGAUCGUAGAACCCAGAUACGAUGUAGCGUUGAAAGAAGCAAGGGCAAUAGACAAAAUGAUCAACUCCAAUGAUCGAUCCCCAGAACAACUGGCUAAGGACUUCCCGCUACUGGGCGUUCCUAUGACCGUCAAAGAGAGUAUCGCUGUUGAAGGCAUGAGCAACGACUGCGGCACAGUGUAUCCCUACCGCAAACCAGCGAACAAAGAUGCUGACAUUGUUCGCCUUGCACGAGAAGCUGGAGCCAUACCCAUCGCAGUCACCAACACACCACAGCUUUGUAUGAAUUGGGAGACUUAUAACAACGUGUCUGGUCUCACUAUGAACCCGUAUGACCAGAAACGUACUACGGGAGGAUCUUCAGGGGGAGAGUCGGCCUUGAUCGCUGCAGCAGCGUCAGUAAUAGGUGUUGGUUCAGACAUCGCAGGUUCUCUUCGAUUACCCCCUAUGUUCAAUGGAAUAUUUGGCCACAAACCAACCCCUCAUCUUUGGUCUAUUCAAGGUCACGUACCGGACUGUUUGGACCCUGCCUUUGAAGAAUACUUCGCUCUUGGCCCUAUAACACGAUAUGCCGAAGAUUUGACACUGCUACUUAAAGUUUUGAAGCAACCGGGAGCUCCUGACGUACCUUUCGAUAAACCAGUGGACAUAACUCGCCUAAAGUUUUAUUACAUGGAGGGUGAUGGAGGCCACGUUAUGAGUAAGAUAGGACCGGACGUGAGGAAAGCCAUGGAAAAAGCUAAAAACUAUAUAAAAACCACUUACAAUCAGGAUGUACAAGAGCUCAAAAUCAAGAAUCUUCAUCACAUGUGGGAGAUCAGCGUGAGAGUGUUAUUCAAAAUACGACACGUUGCUAACAUCUACACUGAUCCAAAUGAACGAGAUCAAUUGAUAUCCAUGUGGCCAGAAGUAUUAAGGAAAUUAUUCGGUUUAUCCGAUCACAGCCUAACGUGUGUUCUUUAUGGACCAGUUCAGAAAUUCUUUGACAAAUUACCUGAAAAUUAUUAUCAGAAUUUAGUGAAAACUUUUGAGCAAAUUAAACAGGAUUUCUAUGAAGUAUUAUCAGACGAUGCUGUACUAUUCUUCCCAUCAUUCCCGGGCCCAGCACACUUACACUACCGGAUAUUUUACAAAUUCCUGAACUGUGGUUACCUCACAAUGUUCAACGCUCUUGGUCUACCAUCUACGAACUGCCCACUAGGAUUGACAGAUAAUGGUCUUCCUGUUGGAAUGCAAAUAGUAGCCAAUAAAUGUAAUGACCAUCUCACGAUAGCUGUAGCCAAGGAAUUUGAGAAAGCGUUUGGUGGAUGGGUUCCUCCUAAUAAGGAUUUUUUUGACAGUGUGAAAACUGCUUAAAACACAAAAUAAUUAAGGGUAUACCAACGUUAUAAGAAGAAGAUAUGCAGCAUCACAUUAAGAGUAUUGUAGCAUUUACGCAUGCCGCCGAAAUAUAGGACAGACUACGUAGAAUGAUGAUUAGAAUGAGUGCAAUACAACGUCCUUAUUUUAUCCAAAUUACCUAUACAUAUCGAUAAGUACCUACCUACUUGUAAGAAUUCUUGUACCUAUAGUAGAAUUUAUUGUAAAUAUUUUAUAUGAAUAAAAUUAUAUUUUUAUGGAUAAGGUAGAAUAUUUAUGUGAUUUAAUAAUUGCGCUUUGUAGGUA
This is a messenger RNA of Colias croceus (clouded yellow), 2145 nucleotides long. RefSeq names its product fatty-acid amide hydrolase 2-B-like. Lineage: Eukaryota; Metazoa; Arthropoda; Insecta; Lepidoptera; Pieridae. Bases 16 to 1836 code for a protein of 606 amino acids. The record is from RefSeq and is a predicted model, not a curated record. The transcript has 9 exons.